AUCCAGAAAACAAAAAAAACCCCAAAAAAAACAAACAUAUUUGUUGUUUGUCAGAAAUUAUUAAAACAACGCAGACAUCGCGCGCUCUUCUCACCUCUUUCUUCUUCUUCUUCUUCCCUCUUCUCCAAUUCUAGGGUCUCAAAAUCGAACAUUCCAAUCUUUACUAAUUGACCAUCAGAUCUUUAAACCCUAGACUUCAUCACCCGAACCCUCGGUCUCCUUUUUGAGUAUUUUCCCUCGAGGAUUCAGAGAAUCUGUAAUCACCAUUUUCUGGGGUUUAUCUCCAAUUUCUCGAAAUUUCGCGGCUUUUGUUUUGUGUCAAAUCUUCGUGGGUAAAUUUCUAGGUUUGCUUUCGAGGUUUUUAAUUGAGCCGCCAUGGAAGAACACGACGCUGUUUCUGGAGGGUGUUCUCCGAUUCCCAGAUCCGACUUAAAGAUCGGCGGCAAUGAAUUGGAUGAAAGACAGGAGUUGAGUAAAAUUGAACCUGUUACACCAACUCUAAAUUCAGGUAACACUGUUCAUGGUUCUAAAGACGUUGAAAAAGCCAAUGGCAUGUCUCAAGUUGGUAAAGUUUCAGAGAGUUUUGUUACAGAAGGGAAGAAUAUUAAGACUGAACUGUUGGUGGGUCAAGAGGUUAAGUCUUCUUCCAGUAAGCUUGUUCUCAACACUGAUGUUGAUUGUGAUAAGCGAGCUUUGCUUAAGAGAUGUGAUAAUGCGGAUGCUGUUUCCAGCUGCUUGAAUGAUGAUUUAACUUCGGUUUGCUCCUCUAGGAUAAGCCAGAAAACUAGUUCAAUGGAUGUUUAUUCAGAGUGUGGGAGUUCCAAUGGUUCUGUAGCCAAAAGAGAUCCAAUGAAGGUUUGGACAGAGAUGAAACAGAACGGGUAUCUCUCUAAUCCGAAUGGUGGGAUUUCAACGACAUCAAGUAGCUGUCUCAUAUCAUCUUCUCAUGGAGGGAUACCGGCUCCAAAGAAACGUGGACGCAAAACCAAGAUUAAUAAUGACGCUGCAGUGGCGAAGAAGAGAAAGAUAGAAAGGAAGGAAGAAGUUGACAGGUUUGCUAGGCUUGCUGCUCCUAGCGGACUGCUUAACGAAUUGAACCCUGGAAUUAUUAACCAUGUGAGAAACAAAAAGCAAGUACUUUCCAUUAUCGAAAACAUUGUCAAGUCUGAAAGAGAUGCUGGAAACUAUCAUUCUACAUUGAGGCAUAGUAAUAGUGCAGAUGGGAGUCCUAGGAAAAACUUGGGAGAUGCCUGCAGAUCUGAAUUUUACCAAGUAUUCCAGUAUGCCUUGCCUAAAGAUAUGUACUCUAUGCGCUACUACGCCGAGAAAUGCGCUGAUGAUGAGUUCAGUGAAGAAAACAAUACAGUUAGGUCGAGGUUUCAGGUGGCAGGUAAGUUCUCAGAAAAUGACAGUUCCUUGUCGAGUGAGGACGCAUCAGAUCUUAACAGUGCUAGUGUUCUCACUGUUAAUGCGGCUACAGUAGCUUCUCAAUGGUUGGAAUUGCUUCAUCAGGACAUCAAAGGCCGUGUUUCUGCUCUUCGACGUAGCAGGAAGAGGGUUCGUGCAGUUGUCACGAUAGAGUUACCUCACUUAAUAAGGAAAGAGUUUCCAGCUGAUCAAGAAAAUGACCCAACUCUACUCCUUGGUGGGGCUUCGAAGGCUUCAACAGUCGAUAUCCAUAAGAGCAGAUGGAUGACUCUGUUUAAGCAACUCGAACACAAGCUAUCAGAAGAAGAGUCACAAUUGGAAAGCUGGUUAAACCAAGUGAGAUAUAUGCAAUCACAUUGUGAUGAAGGUCUGCAACACUUGAGCUUGAGUUCUGGUCAGAAUUUCUUACAGUUAGGGAUGCCAUUGGACUCUAGAGCUGCAAACGCGCUGAUCUCAGAUAAGGAUUUAGUCAUUAAAGCAGCUGCAGCCUCUAUAUACUCGACCUGCAGUUUUCUAGAGGAGAACAUAACCUGUAGCUGAAUUCCUUAAAACUUCUGACCAGGAUCUGAUUUAAGCUUUUUAGUUGAAAACUUUUUCUCAGUUACUUUAGUGUAAACUUUCAUAGCAGAGUUUUUCUUUGUAAUAUCCAUUUGUAACACUAGGAGCUUUUACUUUUCCUGUUUCCUUUUAUAGAUUCAUUUUUCAGCCAUUUGUUUUACAGUAAGAACCUUGGUAUGCUAAAUUAGUUAAGAUCUGAUAGUUUA
Molecule: messenger RNA, 2192 nt
Organism: Arabidopsis thaliana (thale cress)
Lineage: Eukaryota; Viridiplantae; Streptophyta; Magnoliopsida; Brassicales; Brassicaceae
Product: cation-transporting ATPase
Exons: 7
Coding region: 376-1968 (530 amino acids)
Source: RefSeq, marked reviewed